Molecule: messenger RNA, 228 nt
Organism: Clunio marinus
Lineage: Eukaryota; Metazoa; Arthropoda; Insecta; Diptera; Chironomidae
Source: the annotation of a GenBank genome assembly
AUGUUUUCAAGUAGCCAAUUUACUGCUACUGAUAAUGCCUCUCAAAGACCAAUAAUUUUGGUAAUAAAAUUGGCGAGAGAGAAAAAACGAGUAAUUCCAGAUUAUCAAAAUGAAAAUGAAAACCUCUCCUUACAAUUGAUUGGAGUAAAGACGAAACUUAUAACACUUGCAGUUUUCGAGUUUUUCCUCACACAACUUCAGGUUACGAAAUUUAAUCAAAAUAUGUAA